Messenger RNA from Gaeumannomyces tritici R3-111a-1, 390 nucleotides. RefSeq lists its product as hypothetical. Lineage: Eukaryota; Fungi; Ascomycota; Sordariomycetes; Magnaporthales; Magnaporthaceae. The transcript has 3 exons. Bases 40 to 390 code for a protein of 116 amino acids. The record is from RefSeq and is a predicted model, not a curated record.
GAGGCUGUCUCGGGUAGCACACCCCUACCCGUCCUCAACAUGCCCAACAACAACACGGCGACUUAUUACACCUGGGGGAAAUUUCUCCUCGGCUGGAGUUUCUCGGCGCAUAAAGGCUCACUAUCGUGGCUAUCUCAGUGUAGAGGAACUGUUUUCGUCGGCAGCAUUGGAAACGAGACGAUGUUACGAAACAGGAAUGUCAUAUUAGAAGGGGACAGGGGCGUCCUGCUCGAUACUUCCGGUCACCCGAGAGACUACCUAGCGUGGGAGCUUGGGGUCUUGGAGCUCGUCUUUGCUGUGGGCUAUGGCCUUGCCUGGCGCAUGGCCAACGGUCUGUCAUUCAUGAUUCAUCACAUCUCUGGCGGCCGUUGUUCCAGCCCUGGCGGCUAA